AUGCUUUCUGAGGGGACCCAAGAUGGCCGAAUACUUACAGUGGGGCUAAUAAUUACUCUCGUUAGACGUUCUGGUUUGAUGGUGCUCAGUGAUCGCAUAAGACAUUUGCUGUACCGGAAAGUUUGACGAGUUCGCAAAUUCGAACAGAUACAUUUUGAAAUGUCCAUCUGUGUGUGAGGAGAGGCUGGUCCUUCCACGGCCCUCAGCCAGAACAUGGCGGAACACUUGGACAAAAUAUAGCUUGCUGCUAGGCUGCAAGCUAGCUAGCCUAUAAUGAAAAUAUUCUGUGUAUACGGAUUUGUUCACAAUUUCAUAAACAGAGCGCUUAUAUAAUGGGGCAAUAAAGGUAUUGGUACCGUUUUUGAAUUUUCUACACUGGGUUAGACAUAAAUUGUCAUAAUGUACAACGCAAGCAGAUAGCCUGCUAGCUGACUUGCUAGGAGAGCUAGGUUAGCUAGCUAGCUAAUAGUACUUGGCUGAAUUGGUAAUAGCAGCUAACUGAGGUGAGAGGGCACCCAGAAUUGUUUUUCUGCUGUAAGCUGUAGCUCAGCGUUUGACACAAAUUCUUAAUUGCACGGACAUACACAGUUAGACGGACCUUUUGACUGUAUUGCUAUGAUAGCUAAUUGUUUACGUCUCAGUAAAACUGAAAUAGUAUGUUGUGGAUAGUGUCAACAAAUAGCUAGCUUAUGCUACUGGCCGGACCAUUGCAUUAACGCGAGACGUCUAGCUUUCCAACAGGUAACCUGUAAAUGUCACAUUUUGACGGAUUCGUUCAGUGGAUAGUUUAACAUAUUUACCAACCAGAUUCCGAGGAGUCUUACUACGUGAAAGACGUUUACCUAGCAUUAGUGCAUCAAGGGCAAAACCCCGGGAGUAAGAGUUACUUGCAAGGAUGACUGACACUCGGCGACGAGUGAAGGUCUACACUCUUAAUGAAGACCGUCAGUGGGAUGACCGGGGAACAGGGCACGUAUCAUCCGGCUACGUGGAGAGACUAAAAGGCAUGUCUCUCUUGGUGCGCGCUGAAAGUGAUGGGUCUCUGUUACUGGAGUCAAAAAUCAAUCCUAACACAGCCUAUCAAAAACAGCAGGACACACUAAUUGUCUGGUCUGAAGCUGAAAACUAUGACUUAGCCCUCAGUUUUCAAGAGAAAGCUGGCUGUGAUGAGAUCUGGGAGAAAAUAUGUCAGGUUCAAGGCAAGGACCCGUCGGUGGACAUCACCCAGGAGCUGAUUGAUGAGUCGGAGGAAGAGCGCUUUGAAGACAUGUCCUCGCCAGGCCUGGAGCUGCCGCCGUGCGAGCUGUCACGCCUGGAGGAGAUGGCGGAGCUGGUAGCUUCAUCGCUGCCAUCGCCGCUGCGCCGUGAGAAGCUGGCGCUAGCGCUGGAGAAUGAGGGCUACAUCCGCAAGCUGCUGGAGCUGUUCCGUGUGUGCGAGGACCUGGAGAAUCGUGAGGGCCUGCACCACCUGUACGACAUUGUCAAGGGCGUCUUCCUGUUGAACCGUACGGCGCUCUUUGAGGUCAUGUUUUCUGAGGAGUGCAUCAUGGACGUGAUUGGCUGCCUGGAGUUUGACCCGGCGCUACCGCAGCCACGGCGUCACCGCGAAUUCCUCACCACCACCGCACGGUUCAAGGAGGUCAUCCCAAUCACGGACCCCGAGCUGAGACAGAAGAUCCACCAGACGUACCGCGUGCAGUAUAUACAGGACAUGGUGCUGCCCACACCCUCCGUGUUUGAGGAGAACAUGCUGUCCACCCUGCACUCCUUCAUCUUCUUCAACAAGGUGGAGAUCGUCGGCAUGCUCCAGGACGAUGAGAAGUUCCUGACUGAGCUCUUUGCACAGUUAACUGACGAGGCCACGGACGACGACAAGCGGCACGAACUGGUAAACUUCCUGAAGGAGUUUUGUGCGUUCUCACAGACUUUACAACCGCAGAACCGAGACGCCUUCUUUAAAACGCUCUCCAACAUGGGGAUCCUCCCAGCGCUCGAAGUCAUCCUGGGGAUGGACGACGUGCAGGUGCGUGGAGCAGCAACCGACAUCUUCUCGUACCUGGUGGAGUACAACCCCUCCAUGGUGCGAGAGUUUGUCAUGCAGGAGUCUCAGCAGAAUGAUGACGAUAUCCUGUUGAUUAACCUGAUCAUCGAACACAUGAUCUGUGACACAGAUCCUGAGCUGGGGGGAGCUGUUCAGCUCAUGGGACUGCUCAGGACCCUGGUGGACCCGGAGAACAUGCUGGCAACUGCUAAUAAGACAGAGAAGACAGAGUUCUUAAGUUUUUUCUAUAAACACUGCAUGCAUGUACUCUCAGCUCCACUACUGGCCAAUACCACUGAGGAGAAACCCAGCAAAGAUGAUUUCCAGACGUGCCAGCUGUUGGCGCUGAUAGUGGAACUCCUCACCUUCUGCGUGGAGCAUCACACCUAUCACAUCAAGAACUACAUCAUCAACAAAGACAUCCUGCGAAGGGUGCUGGUGCUCACUGCCUCCCGGCAUGCCUUCCUAGCCCUGUGUUCCCUGCGCUUCAUGAGGAAAAUCGUUGGGUUGAAGGAUGAGUUCUAUAACCGCUACAUCAUGAGGAACUUCCUGUUUGAGCCAGUGGUGAAGGCGUUCCUCAACAAUGGCUCACGCUACAAUCUCAUCAAUUCGGCCAUAAUAGAGAUGUUUGAAUACGUGCGCGUGGAGGAUGUGAAGUCCUUGACGGCUCAUAUCAUAGAGAACUACUGGAAAGCCCUGGAAGACGUGGACUAUGUGCAGACCUUUAAGGGUCUGAAGCUGCGCUAUGAGCAGCAGAGGGAGCGUCAGGACAACCCCAAACUUGACAGUAUGAGAUCAAUUCUACGGAACCACCGUUUCCGGCGGGAUGCACGGACAUUGGAGGAUGAGGAGGAGAUGUGGUUCAACACGGAUGAAGAAGACCUUGAAGAUGGCGAGGCAGUGGUGCCCCCCUCAGACAAGAUGAAGAAUGACGAGGACCUGAUGGACCCCAUCAGCAAAUUCAUGGAGAGAAAGAAAUUGAAAGAGUCCGAGGAGAAAGAGGUCUUGUCGGGCAAGUCCAGCCUGUCAGGCCGACAGAGCCCCAGCUUUAAGCUGUCAUUUUCCAGUUCGCCCAAGCCCAGCCUGUCGUCGCCCCCCACCGCCUCCCUGCACCCCGGUUCUCCAGGGUCCCCUGGCUCCCCUGGCUCUGGCACCCGGAGCUCACCACCCACGGCAGCUGUCACCACUAAGAGCGGGUUGGUGGGUUUGGUGGACUACCCGGACGACGAUGAGGAGGAUGAAGAUGAGGAGGAUUCGGACAGUAAAGAGGGAAGUCCACCACUGUCCAAGAAGUCGAAGCUGAGCUCUUAAAGCACUCCCUGCGUAAUUGGCAUGGCCGAGCCCAGAGGGAGCCUUACCCACAGACUUAAUUCAGCGCUCAGCCUUGAACUCAAAACUAAAACAAUAUGAAUGAAUAAACGAAUGAAUGGAUAAAAAGAACGAAUGCUGCCCCCCCAAACGCCCCUCCCCCCUGCCGGAGUCUAAGGGGUGCCUCGUGAGAAACCUAGAAAGGGAGAGCAAGAGAGGCAAGAAUCGGUCUCGGAACAAAAAAAGGAGAACAUCUCCAUGCAGAGAGUUCCAAGUGCCAAUCGGAGACAGAGAAAGACUUUUAAGCAGAACGAGAGCGAAGACAGGGAGAUAAAACAGUGGUUUUGGACAAAUAAUUAAAAGGAUUUAAUAAAAAAUUAUUUCAACGAAGCUAAAAGUACUGGGGGGGUAAAAGACCUCUUACACACACACACACACACACACACACACACACACACACACACACACACAUCUGCACACCCAUACAUCCACAUGGACAGACGUGUGUGUGUGUGCACACGCAUACACACACUCACUGAGACAGGCACCAGUCUCAGCCACAGAGCGCCCCAGGCUCGGACCAGGACACACUGCCCCCCCUCUCAGGGAAGGACGUCACAUGACCCAAACGGGCCAGCCAAUCCUGAACCACCACUCGCCUUCGCUGACUCCAUCUCCAUUUCUUUCUCUCCUUCCUCUGCCCCUUUUUUUUCUGCCUCCCCCAUACGUUUGUUCUUUUUUUUUGUUGUUGUUGUUGUUGUUGUUGUUGAAAUGUUUUUGUUUUGUUUCUAGAGCUUGACAGGAAACUAAGGGGGCAGAGCUGUCUGGGUUGUCACUGUUGUCCUCGUGGCUCUGCAGAAGUUCUUCCUCUCUCAAAGCCAGCGGUUUCUUCUUCAUUUCCCCCCCCCCCCCUGUUCUGUUCUUCUCUUCCUCUCCCUUUUUUAAAAAAAAAAAUGACAGAGACCUGCCUUUAAAUGUUCAGGACGUUUUCAAUCGCACUUGAACAGGUUUUUAAAACCUCAUUAGGGGGAAGAGAGAGUUUUACCCCCCUUUUUUUUUGCCCUUUGAAACUGCAGAUUUUUUGGGAAAAUUUGUAAGCCCGUCUUGAUUAAAGAUUGAGUGGAACUCUAGAUGUGAUUGAAUUUUUUUUUUCUUUUUGUCAUAUCUUAAUUUUUCUUUUACAUGAGUGUACUAUUAGUUAGUGGGUAUAUUUGGGACCAUUAAAAAGAUCUUUGACAUAAUA
Molecule: messenger RNA, 4592 nt
Organism: Electrophorus electricus (electric eel)
Lineage: Eukaryota; Metazoa; Chordata; Actinopteri; Gymnotiformes; Gymnotidae
Gene: ppp4r3a
Product: SMEK homolog 1, suppressor of mek1 (Dictyostelium)
Biological process (GO): DNA damage response; protein dephosphorylation
Cellular component (GO): nucleoplasm; protein phosphatase 4 complex
Molecular function (GO): protein phosphatase activator activity
Source: RefSeq, a predicted model, not a curated record